AUCAAUAGCACAGUUCAGUUUCUAUCCACUUGACGUUAGAGUUUAGACAAAGCGCGACAGGCGAAACCCUAGCCUGGCCUCCGUUGUUUCUAGAUAACCGCCGCUAGCAAUCAAGCCAAUAUUAGAAAAAAUAAUCAGAGCCUAAGAAAGUCGAUGUCGACGUCGGGACAGCAGCAGUUCCGGUACACGCAAACCCCGUCAAAGGUUCUCCACCUGCGGAAUCUCCCGUGGGAGUGCACCGAAGAAGAGCUGGUCGAACUGUGCAAACCCUUCGGCAAGAUUGUCAAUACCAAGUGCAAUGUCGGCGCCAAUCGCAACCAAGCUUUUGUCGAAUUCGUGGAUCUUAAUCAGGCAAUUAACAUGGUUACGUAUUAUGCUUCGUCUUCAGAACCUGCAAAUGUUCGUGGCAAAACUGUCUAUAUCCAGUACUCUAACAGACAUGAAAUUGUCAACAACAAGAGUCCUGGAGAUGUUCCAGGCAAUGUCUUGCUUGUUACAAUUGAGGGAGUUGAAGCUGGUGAUGUCAGCAUUGAUGUCAUUCACUUGGUGUUCUCAGCUUUUGGUUUUGUGCACAAGAUUGCUACUUUUGAAAAGGCUGCUGGUUUUCAGGCUUUAAUUCAAUAUAGUGAUGUUCAGACUGCAGCUACAGCAAGGGAGUCAUUGGAUGGCAGGAGCAUACCCAGAUACCUUCUUCCUGGACAUGUUAAUGAAUGUCAUUUGCGUAUCUCGUACUCUGCACACACCGAUUUGAAUAUUAAGUUUCAAUCUCAUAGAAGCAGGGAUUAUACAAAUCCUUAUCUUCCCGUUAAUCCUACUGCGAUGGAAGGUAUUGUUCAGCCCAUUGUAGGUCCAGAUGGAAUAAAAAAGGAAUUUGAGAGUAAUGUGCUUCUUGCAUCCAUUGAGAAUAUGCAAUAUGCAGUCACUGUGGAUGUUCUUCACUCGGUAUUCUCUGCAUUUGGUACUGUCCAAAAGAUUGCAAUAUUUGAGAAGAACGGUGGAACUCAGGCACUAAUUCAGUAUCCCGAUAUCACAACUGCAGCUGUUGCCAAAGAUGCAUUAGAGGGUCAUUGCAUAUAUGAUGGUGGCUAUUGUAAGCUUCAUCUAUCAUACUCUCGUCAUACUGAUCUCAAUGUAAAGGCAUACAGUGACAAAAGUAGAGAUUACACUGUCCCUGAAUCACUUGCAAUGCAUCAAGCUCCGGGCGUUCCUGCUCCAACUUCUGGGUGGCUACAUAGUACUGCAGCUUCGGUCGGCCCUGGGAUUGGUUAUGCUUCUGGGGGUGCUUUACCGGUUCAGUCUCCUCUGGCACCAGUGUCGUGGGAUACAGCGUCGCAGACAGGUAGACCAACCUUCAUGUCUGGUCCCAGCACAUUUCCUGGUCAAACAUAUGCAUCAACUUCAGUUCCUGCUUAUUCCUCUGCAGCAAUUCCACCUGGUUCCUCACCACUUCCUCAAACAAACCAUAUCACUUCUGGUGCUCCACCGAUGAGGGUUACUCAGCCUAUGCAUCAGUCAAAUGUGCUACCUGGCGGUAUUUCACCACCAGGUCAACCUCCUUACUAUGCUCCAUGAGUUGUACCUAUUUUGUACUAAAAUUUUCUUUUCUCACG
Molecule: messenger RNA, 1610 nt
Organism: Olea europaea var. sylvestris
Lineage: Eukaryota; Viridiplantae; Streptophyta; Magnoliopsida; Lamiales; Oleaceae
Product: polypyrimidine tract-binding protein homolog 1
Exons: 10
Coding region: 154-1572 (472 amino acids)
Biological process (GO): regulation of RNA splicing
Cellular component (GO): nucleus
Molecular function (GO): mRNA binding
Source: RefSeq, a predicted model, not a curated record